Molecule: messenger RNA, 1356 nt
Organism: Botrytis fragariae
Lineage: Eukaryota; Fungi; Ascomycota; Leotiomycetes; Helotiales; Sclerotiniaceae
Product: putative pseudouridine synthase protein
Exons: 2
Coding region: 1-1356 (451 amino acids)
Biological process (GO): tRNA modification; mRNA pseudouridine synthesis
Cellular component (GO): mitochondrion
Molecular function (GO): RNA binding; pseudouridine synthase activity
Source: RefSeq, a predicted model, not a curated record
AUGUCCCGACUUGCCUGGUGGACAAUGACGAAAGGAAAAGUUAUGGAAGGCGUUUUCGCCAUUAAUAAACCCACUGGUCGUUCCUCCGCUCAAAUCGUUCGCGAUCUUCAACACCAUUUCAAUCCCUCCGAAUUAUUCGCACCCUACAUUCAAAUAGAAACUCGAAACCGAGAAAACGAAUGGCAUAACCAAAAGCAACGACGUAGGAAGUCGGGCAAGAGAGUUCAGGUUAAGAUUGGUCAUGGAGGAACUUUAGAUCCGUUGGCUACUGGAGUCCUCAUUGCCGGAGUUGGAAAAGGCACAAAAGAAUUGGGCAAUUUCCUUCUCUGUACUAAGACUUAUGAGACCACUGUGUUAUUUGGUGCUGCAACAGAUACAUAUGAUAAAGAUGGGAAGCUAUUGAAGAGAGCUCCCUAUGAACAUAUUACGAGAGAAAUGGUCGAGAAAGGACUUGCUAAAUAUCGAGGAAAGUUUAUGCAACUUCCACCGUUAUUUUCGGCCUUGAAAAUGAAUGGAAAGCCUCUUUACGAAUAUGCGCGCGAGGGAAAGGAAAUCCCCAAAGAAAUUGAAAGAAGACCCGUUGAUGUCUCGGAGCUGGAGUUGCUGGAGUGGUAUGAAGGUGGUGAGCAUGAAUGGAAGGCGCCAACUGAAGAAGCGGGUUAUGCGGAAGUCAAUGUUGCGGCGAAAUUAUGGAAACAAGAGCGAGCUGAGCCAGCAAGUAAUGGAAAGGAGGCAGAGAAUGAGAGGGCGCUGGAAGAUUUCGAAAGUAGAAAGAGAAAGAUGGGUGAUGAUCAGGAUGACUUAGUUUUGGAAAAGCCGACAAAGAAAGCGAAGGAGGGAGCCGAAGGAGAAAAGGAAGAUGCGAUGAUGUCAGGCGGUCUAUCUUCCGAUAAAACUCCGGUUGAAGAUCAACCUAUCCCCUCCAAAGAAGACAUGAAGAAAGGUCCCCCAGCGGCCAAAAUUCGCAUGACUGUAUCAUCUGGUUUUUACGUCCGAUCAUUAUGCCACGAUCUCGGCGCAGAUUUGGGAUCAGCGGGAUUGAUGACUAGUUUGGUUAGGGUCAGACAGGGUCAGUUUGAAUUGGGUAAGAACGUUUUGGAGUACGAUGAUUUGGAAAAGGGAGAGGAGGUCUGGGGACCACAAGUUGAGAAGUAUCUGGAUGAAUGGAAUGCGUUGUCGAAUGCGGAGAAGGUCACAAAGACAGAGACUGGUGCGGAGAGUGCUACAGAAGCAGCCGCAGCGCUGCCUGUAGAAGAAACACCUGCUGCGGAAGCGGAAAUAAAGGACGAGACAACUGAGAUCAAGGAAGCAAAGGAUGAGACGACCGAGAGCAAGGAAGCAAAGGCCGACGCAUAG